This is a messenger RNA of Lepisosteus oculatus (spotted gar), 1156 nucleotides long. RefSeq names its product DnaJ (Hsp40) homolog, subfamily C, member 17 (gene dnajc17). Gene Ontology annotation, molecular function: nucleic acid binding. NCBI's taxonomy places the organism in Eukaryota, Metazoa, Chordata, Actinopteri, Semionotiformes, Lepisosteidae. Gene Ontology annotation, biological process: spliceosomal complex disassembly. The record is from RefSeq and is a predicted model, not a curated record. Gene Ontology annotation, cellular component: spliceosomal complex.
GUGGAAAAAUGGUGUGUGGGUUUUUACGGACUGUACAGGAACUUAAGUUUUAAGGAAUAAAUAAAACAUAACGAAAAUGUCUACAACAAAAGAGCUGCUGGAGAAGAAUCUGUAUGCUUUGCUUGGAGUAGAAGACGGGGUAUCCGAGAAAGAGAUCAAGAAAGCCUACAGACAAAAAGCACUGACAUGCCAUCCUGACAAGAACCCAGAUAACCCCAAAGCAGCUGAGCUCUUCCACCAGCUGUCCCAGGCUUUAGAAAUCCUCACUGAUGCUGCUGCCAGGGCUGCUUACGACAAAGUUCGCAAAGCGAAAAAGCAAGCUGAAGAGCGAACCAGAAGACUUGAUGACAAAAGAAAAAAGAUUAAACUAGACUUGGAGGCCCGAGAGAGGGAAGCCCAAGCUCAGUCUGCCGAAGAGGAUGAAAUUAAAAUAACACGUACAUUAGAAGAGGAGAUCAUACGGCUGCGGGAAGAAGGGUCCAGAGAGCUCCAAAAAGAGCAGCAGCUGAUAAAGGAACAGAUCCAGCGAGAGCGGGAAGGCAGAGUGCACAGGACGAACACAAAGCAAGGCACUCAGGGUGGAACACGAUCCGACACACAUGUGACCCCCAAAUUAAAAUUGAAGUGGAAGAGUAAGAAAGAUGAUGAGACAAACGGGGGUUACUCCCGUGAUUUGCUUCUUGGUCUUUUACACAAGUAUGGUGAUGUGUUAAAUGUUAUUGUUUCAAGUAAGAAGAAUGGGAGUGCAGUUGUUGAGUUUGCUACAGUCAAAGCAGCUGAACUUGCUUUUAAAAAUGAAAUGGGCUUGACAAGUAACCCCUUGAAGAUAUCCUGGCUGGAAGGACAGCCUACAGUCCCAGCAGCAGAAGCUUACAGCAACAGCUCAGACAGUUCAUUCAAGCCAGCACAGGGUUCUCUUCUCACCGAGCGGGACUACGAGAGCGUGGUGCUGAUGCGGAUGCGCCAGGCGGCGGAGAGACAGCGGCUCAUUGAGCAGAUGCAGAGGGAGGACGAAGAGGAAGCAGCACGCCCCUAGCCCGCAGGACUCUCUGCCUCUAGUUCAAUAAAGCUCUUCUUUUUUUAAAAGCACAGAACUGUAUGGAUCAAGUGAUUUCAUACUUUGUUGGCAUACUGAUAAAUAAAUGUGUAAAAACAA